AUGGAACCAGCCUUCGGCGAGGUGAAUCAGCUGGGCGGCGUGUUCGUCAACGGCCGGCCGCUACCAAACGCCAUUCGACUGCGCAUCGUGGAGCUGGCGCAGCUUGGCAUCCGUCCUUGCGACAUCAGCCGCCAGUUGCGCGUCUCGCACGGCUGCGUCAGUAAGAUCCUGGCUCGUUACAACGAGACCGGCUCCAUCCUGCCCGGCGCCAUUGGUGGCAGCAAGCCACGCGUUACCACGCCCACAGUGGUCAAGCACAUACGGACGUACAAGCAGCGUGACCCGGGCAUUUUUGCCUGGGAGAUCCGCGACCGGCUUCUAGCCGACGGCGUGUGCGACAAGUUUAACCUUCCGUCCGUCAGCUCUAUCAGCCGCAUCCUGCGCAACAAGAUCGGGAACCUGGCCCAGCAGGGGCCCUAUGAGGGCAGCAAGCAGCCGCCGCCACACGCGCACGCGCAUCCGCACCCGGCGCCGACACCCGCCUCCGCCGCGCUUCCCUACAAUCACUUGUACUCGUACUCGAGUUCCAAGGUGGCCACGCCGCCAGGCGUGCCCGCGCUCCCCGGACACAUGGCCAUGCACCGGAUAUGGCCCUCGUCGCAUUCGGUCACGGAUAUUCUGGGGAUCCGGUCCAUUACCGAGCAACAAAACGCCGAGUGGCUUGCCCACAGCGAGCAACUGUGUCACAGCACCCAGCACCCCGGCCUCUCGGCAGCCCACCACCCGAGCGUCAGCCUCCACGGGGUACAGCGUCACCACGUCGGCCUCUGUGAUCGUACGCACAUGGCCGCUGCCCAAACGAAAUGUUCCCUGACUCAG
Molecule: messenger RNA, 819 nt
Organism: Nerophis lumbriciformis (worm pipefish)
Lineage: Eukaryota; Metazoa; Chordata; Actinopteri; Syngnathiformes; Syngnathidae
Source: RefSeq, a predicted model, not a curated record